CUACUCUCUCUUUCAUCGGACCUUACAGAUAUACACACACAUGGAAUCAAGCAUGAAGGUUCAUCAGUUCGCACGUGGAUUCUGGGUGCACGAACCCUCCUCCCUCACGCUUGGUUGCAAGCGUCUUCGCCCUCUUGUUCCCAAACACUCCAACAACAACAACAACAGCAGCAGCGACUCCACCAUCACGGCCGCCUCUUUCGAUCUCAAGAGCUUCAUUAGACCUCAAACUGUCAGCCCUACAAAGCCCCUCCGACGCUCCGAGGACAUGGGUGAAACAACUCAGAAUGUGCAGGUGGAGACGCAGCCAGGUGGGACAAGGUGGAAUCCGACGACAGAACAAAUAGGGAUACUGGAGAUGCUUUAUAGGGGAGGGAUGCGAACCCCGAACGCGGAGCAGAUUGAGCAAAUCACAGCACAACUUGGUAAAUAUGGAAAGAUUGAAGGAAAGAAUGUGUUUUAUUGGUUCCAAAACCACAAAGCACGCGAGAGACAGAAGCAGAAACGCAACAGUGCUAGUCUUCUUGGCCUCGGACACUGUACUAGGAGUAUUCCGGCCACCACCAUUGCUACUAUAACAUUGGACACAUCUACUAGGGGACAAGUGGAGAGAGAAGAAGAGAGUCCAAACAAGAGGAAGUGCAGGACAUGGGUGUUGGAAAGCUUGGAAGAAGACAAGAGGUAUUGUAAAGAGGAGGGAGACAAGACUCUGGAGCUUUUCCCAUUACACCCUGAAGGCAGAUGAAAUGGGUUUGAAGCUUUUUUUUUUUUUUUUUUUUCUUUUUGGAUUCAAUCUCAUGACUUUUGGUUCAACAUUUUGUGAAUUUUGCUUCAAUGUGCUUUUUUUCUUUCUUUUUCUUUUUUGCCUCCUUCUUCUUCUUUCUUUCUUUGUUUGGGGAAAGAAUAAAAACAAGUUGUAUCUUUGUACCCCUCCUGAUCCCUUUGUUAGUCUUCCUGACAUGCAUAUAUGGAGCCAAAGUGCUUUGUCACUCUUGGAAAA
Messenger RNA from Camellia sinensis, 1000 nucleotides. Its product is annotated as WUSCHEL-related homeobox 4. The record is from RefSeq and is a predicted model, not a curated record. Gene Ontology annotation, molecular function: DNA binding; DNA-binding transcription factor activity. Lineage: Eukaryota; Viridiplantae; Streptophyta; Magnoliopsida; Ericales; Theaceae. Gene Ontology annotation, biological process: procambium histogenesis; cell division; phloem or xylem histogenesis. Gene Ontology annotation, cellular component: nucleus.